AUGAAAGAGAAGCCACGUGCUCCUGAGCCGCAUGAACCAGGCCCUCCGAUGUACACCGUCACCCUGCUGACGCUUUCAGGCUCACCCAGCGCGGAGUUCGAGCUGCCGCCGGCCACCCCGGUCGGCGAGAUCUUGCAGAAGGCUCGCGCCACGGCGUCCGACGGCCGCGCGCAGUUGAAGCUGCUACUGCAGGGUCGGGCGCUGCAGGCGAAGGAGACCUUGUGUUCCCUGGGCUUGCCUCCGCCUCCCUCUGUGGUGGAGCUGCAGCUCAUCUGCCAGCCGAGGCUCGUCGAGCGCAUCUCUGCACAAACCUCCGAUUACCAGAGGGUGUCUAUCGGGAUCUGCGGGCAGCGGGGGGCGGGAAAGACGUCUCUCAUGAACCAAUACGUCGAUCGAGCCUUCUUUGCGGAUCAACUUGAGCAGCGCGUCAUCUCCAUCCACUUCAAGUCUGCGAACCUGCGCGCCGAACGCGGCGAAGCCUUCGUUCCUGUCAAGCUCCUUCUCUGGGACCUGCAUGGACGGCAUCAUCCGCAAGAGCCUGUGCGCGCCAGCAUGUUCCGGCAUGUGUCAGCCGUACUCUUUCUUGCCGACCUGGAGUCGCUUGCGCUAGACGAGAUUCAGGGACUACUGGACAGUUCCGCGCCAGUCCCUGUCCUGGAGAGAGUGCUGGUGGGCAACAAGGCAGAUGCGUGCGCCCCCGGAAGCAGCGAGGCAGCACAGGCCUUCGCUGCGGAGCGGGACCUGCCCUACUUCGAGACCUCGGCCAGGGACUAUGAGAGUGUGGAGCCGGCGAUUCACCAGAUUCUGCUUUCCGUGCUGGAUAAGCUGGAGCUGAAGUUGACGCCCUUGUCCGCCCCUCGACCACCUCCCCUGCCCGAUCGCUGCACUUUGCAAUGA
Messenger RNA from Symbiodinium natans, 897 nucleotides. Lineage: Eukaryota; Dinophyceae; Suessiales; Symbiodiniaceae. The record is from the annotation of a GenBank genome assembly.